Molecule: messenger RNA, 1564 nt
Organism: Vitis riparia (riverbank grape)
Lineage: Eukaryota; Viridiplantae; Streptophyta; Magnoliopsida; Vitales; Vitaceae
Product: aspartate-semialdehyde dehydrogenase
Exons: 7
Coding region: 182-1321 (379 amino acids)
Biological process (GO): L-threonine biosynthetic process
Molecular function (GO): aspartate-semialdehyde dehydrogenase (NADP+) activity; NADP binding; protein dimerization activity
Source: RefSeq, a predicted model, not a curated record
UAGCAAAGAAAGAAAGAACGGCGGAAAGCGAAAACAGGAAGGAAAAUCACAACGCCGCCUUCCCUAGCUUUUCAAGGUUUGAACCUCAGCCGCCUCUUUCUCUCUUAAACCCUAACCAAACCUCAUUUUUUCAGAUUCUCCAGGCUGCUGCACUCUUUAUCUCUUUACAUUAGUGUCAAAAAUGAAGGCACCAGCUCUCGCCCACCAUCACCACCUCCUCUCUGCAACUCGCAUUCCUAGGACCAACCUCAGACCCCGUACCGCCACCCCCGCUUCCACCAUCCGCAUGUCCCUCCAAGAAAAUGCCCCCUCCCUUGCUGUCGUAGGCGUCACCGGCGCCGUCGGUCAGGAGUUCCUCUCCGUCCUGUCCGACCGCGGUUUCCCAUAUCGAUCCAUCAAAAUGCUGGCCUCCAAGCGGUCCGCCGGCAAACACCUCACUUUCGAGGACAACGACUACGUUAUUGAGGAACUCACCGCUGAUAGCUUCGACGGCAUCGACAUCGCUCUCUUUAGCGCCGGAGGCUCCAUCAGUAAACAGUUUGGUCCAAUUGCGGUUGAUCGGGGCUCCAUUGUUGUUGAUAACAGUUCGGCAUUUAGGAUGGAUGAGAACGUGCCGCUUGUUAUUCCAGAAGUGAAUCCGGAUGCAAUGAAGCAUAUUAAGCUCGGGAGUGGAAAGGGGGCGCUUAUUGCCAACCCCAAUUGUUCUACUAUUAUAUGCCUUAUGGCUGCCACGCCCCUUCAUCGGUGCGCCAAGGUAGUACGCAUGGUUGUCAGCACAUAUCAGGCAGCUAGUGGUGCUGGUGCUGCUGCAAUGGAGGAGCUUGAACUGCAAACUCGUGAGGUCUUGGAGGGAAAACAACCAACUUGUAAAAUUUUCAAGCAACAGUAUGCUUUUAAUCUCUUUUCACACAAUGCACCUGUUCUUCCAAAUGGGUACAAUGAAGAGGAAAUGAAAUUAGUAAAAGAGACAAGGAAAAUCUGGAAUGACAUGAAUGUUAAAGUGACUGCCACAUGCAUACGGGUCCCUGUUAUGCGUGCGCAUGCUGAGAGUGUUAAUCUCCAGUUUGAGAAUCCCCUUGAUGAGGAUAAAGCAAGGGAUAUCCUGAAGAAUGCUCCUGGUGUGGUGGUUAUUGAUGAGCGGCCAUCCAAUAACUUUCCUACCCCAUUAGAGGUAUCAAACAAAGAUGAUGUUGCAGUAGGCAGGAUACGCCGUGAUGUUUCUCAGGAUGGAAAUUUUGGGCUGGACAUCUUUGUCUGUGGUGAUCAAAUACGCAAGGGGGCUGCACUUAAUGCCAUCCAGAUUGCCGAGAUGUUGCUGUAGUUCACUUUUGAUUCUUGCAGGGAGUUUUGUUUUAUGAAUUUAUUUAUGUGGGAGAUGAAGCAACGUUGAGCAAUAGAUUCUAUUUAUCCUCAAUGCAGAUAUUCAGAUGUGACAUGAAACGAAUUUUAGGAGUUCUUGUAGUAUUGUGCUGAAUUGUGGUUGGAUGUUUUCCACUAAAAAAGUUGUGCACAAGUUAUGCUAAUAUAAUUCUGCACUAGUAAUAAAUUAAUUUUGUUUCAUGAA